This is a messenger RNA of Erigeron canadensis, 942 nucleotides long. RefSeq names its product flavonol synthase/flavanone 3-hydroxylase-like. Lineage: Eukaryota; Viridiplantae; Streptophyta; Magnoliopsida; Asterales; Asteraceae. The transcript is spliced from 3 exons. The coding region runs from base 1 to 942 and encodes 313 amino acids. Gene Ontology annotation, molecular function: dioxygenase activity. The record is from RefSeq and is a predicted model, not a curated record.
AUGCCAGAACCAACAAUUCCCACAGUUGAUCUCUCACCUUUCUUCACAGAUGGUGAUGAAGCUGGUCGGAGAAAGGCCAAGGAGACAAUUUCUGAAGCAUGUGCCAACUACGGGUUCUUUCAAGUAGUUAACCAUGGUGUCCCACUCGAUCUGAUGAACCAAUCUAUGGAGCUGUCCAGGACGUUCUUUAAGUACUCUGAUGAGGUGAAAAGGGAGUCUAGUUCUGGCCCUGAUGCACCACUUCCCGCUGGCUACAACAAGCAGCCGAAACACUCACCUGAUAAGAACGAGUACGUGCUUAUGUUUCCACCCGAAUCACCAUACAAUGUUCUUCCUGCUAAUCCACCUCAUUUCAGGACAACAUUAGAAGAGAUGUUCAAGUAUUUUGUGAAGACGGGCCAAAUAUUGGAAGGCAUAAUUAGCGAGUGUUUAGGCCUCCCUCCAAAUUUUCUCCAGGAGUACAAUGGCGAUAGAAGCUGGGACUUCUUGGUGGCAUUGAGAUAUUUUCCGGCAUCUGAAACUGAGAACAAUGGCAUAACUGAACAUGAAGAUGGAAAUUUGAUCACCAUCGUCCUCCAGGAAGACAUUGGAGGUUUAGAGGUAUGCAAAAAUGGAGAAUGGAUUCCGGUUAUCCCCUCAGAGGGCACAUUGGUUGUUAAUUUAGGUGACGUUAUUCAGGUAUUGAGCAAUAAGAAAUUCAAAAGCGCCACGCAUAAAGUGGUAAGGCCGAAGGGAAGGAGCCGACAUUCGCAUGCAUUUUUCUAUAACUUGCACGGAGACAAGUGGGUGGAGCCGUUGCCCCAAUUUACUCAGGAGAUAGGAAUGAAACCCAGGUACAAGGGAUUUUAUCUGAAAGAGUAUCAGGCUUUAAGGUUGAGAAACAAGACUCACCCUCCAUCAAACCCUGAAGAUGUCAUCCGAAUCACAAACUAUGAAAUUUAG